AUGGGGACGAAGCUUCCAACGAAAGAGGCCAAUCAGUUCAAGCUUAUUGUGAAAUCGUACGAGACGAAGCAGUACAAGAAGGGACUCAAAGCCGCGGAUGCGAUUCUCAAGAAGUUCCCGGAGCAUGGCGAGACCCUGGCGAUGAAGGGUCUGAUUAUGAACUGCAUGGAGAAGAAGACGCAGGCUUAUGAGCUCGUGCGGAAGGGGCUUAAGUUCGACCUGUCAUCCCACGUGUGCUGGCACGUGUACGGGCUGCUGUACCGGUCGGACCGGGAGUAUCGAGACGCCAUCAAGUGCUACCUCAACGCCCUGCGCAUCGACCCCAACAACCAGCAGAUCCUCAAAGACCUCUCGCUGCUGCAGGUGCAAAUGCGGGACACGGCGGGGUUUGUGGAGUCACGGCGGCAGCUGCUGACCUUCAAGCCCAACCACCGUGCCAACUGGAUCGCCUUCGCCGUCGCCAACCACAUCAACGGCAGGCUGGACGUGGCGGCUCAGAUCCUGUCAGCGUAUGAGGGCACUCUGGAGGACGAGUCGCCUCCGGACGGGGAGAAGUACGAGCACAGCGAGAUGCUGCUUUACAAGGUGUCGCUGCUGGCGGAGGCAGGCAAGCACGCGGAGGCCCUGGAUGAACUGAGCAAGAAGCAGCGCCACAUUGUGGACAAGCUGGGAGUGAGGGAGCAGAGGGCGGAGCUGCUGCACCUUACAGGCCGUAGCGAGGAGGCUAGAAGCGAGUACGAAGCUCUGCUGGCGAUCAACCCGGACAACUACAAGCACUACGAGGGGCUGCAGGCGUGCAUGGGGCUGAAAGCGAGUGCUGCGGAUGGCAGCUACACGCCCGAGCAGCUGGAAAAGCUGUCGGAGCUCUUCAAAGGGCUGCAGGAGAACUACCCCAAGUCCGCUGCUGCUAAGAGAAUACCUCUGGACUUCCUCCAAGGGGCAGACUUCGAGGCUGCCCUGCAGCCGCACGUGAGGCGGUUCAUCCGCAAGGGCAUCCCCUCCCUCUUCUCCGACCUUGAACCGCUCUACGACCAGCCAGGCAAGGCGGACAUCAUGGACAAGGUCUUCACAGCCAUGCUGCACUCCAUCCGCUCCUCCGGCAAAUUCCCUCCUCUCAGUGACACGUCAGCAGAAGAGGACAAAGAGAACCCCUCUGUGCUUCUCUGGCUGCUAUAUCUUAUGGCUCAGCAUCUGGACAGGCGGGGCAAGGUGAAGGAGGCAUUGGCGAUCGUAGACGAGGCCAUCGCUCACACGCCCACACUCAUGGAUGCCUACCUGGUCAAGGCACGCAUAUUGGACAGGGCGGGGGACUUCACAGCAGCAGCGCGGCUGGCAGACGAGGCGAGGAGCUUGGACCUGGCGGAUAGAUACCUCAACUCGGAGGCCGUCAGGCACAUGCUCAGGGCGGACCAGGUGGAUCUAGCAGAGAAAACAGCAGCGCUCUUUACCAAGCACGGCGACCAGCAUGAGAACCUCUUCGACAUGCAGUGCAUGUGGUACGAGCUGGCGGGUGGAGACAGCUACCUGCGGCAGAAGAACUACGGGCGGGCCUUGAAGAACUACCUCUCAGUGCACAAGCACUAUAAUGACAUGAUUGAGGAUCAGUUCGACUUCCACACCUACUGCCUCCGCAAGAUGACCCUCAGGGCCUACGUCGCCACUCUGCGCUGGGAGGACCAUCUGCACGCCUCGCCCUUCUUCUGCCAGGGCGCCGUGGGCGCUGUGCGGUGCUACGUGGCUCUGCACGACCGGCCGGUGGUGAGGGAGGAGGCCAAGGAGGAGGACAAGGCCAAGAUGAGCGCGGCGGAGCGGAAGAGACUGCAGAAGGAGCAGCGGCGGAAGAAGGAGGAGGAGGAGGCAGCAGCGGCGGGUGCAGCGGCGGCGGCGGCAGCAGCAGCCAAGGCAGCCAAGAAGGGAGGCUCGGCCAAGCCUGUGGAUGCCGACCCUGAUGGAUUGAAGCUCACUGAGGUGGAGGACAAGCUAGCAGAGGCCUCCAAGCACCUCUCGCUGCUGCUGCAGCAUGCCGGAUCGGAGCUCUCGUCGCUGCAAGUGGCGUUUGACGUCUUCUCGCGGAAAAAGAAGCUCCUGCUGUGCCUGCAGGUGGUGCGGCGGUUGCUCAACGAACAUCCACAUGCACCCCUUACACACUCGUGCCUGGUUCGGUUCUUCCUCACAGUGCGUGACCUUCCCCCGGCAGAAUCAGAAUCAGAUAAAAUCAUCCGUGCAGUCAUCGAAGCUGAGAGGGCUGAUCUGGGUAUAUCUGAAAACCUGUCAGCAAGCUUGCAAGAACGCAACGAGGCCUUUUUGGAGGCACACAGAGAUAGCUUGCCGCACAGGGCAGCAGCAGCGGAGGCCAUGGCCAUGCUGGAUCCCUCCCUCAAGGCGCGCGCCACUGCCGUCAUCCACGACUCGCAAGAGCCGCUCGCCACAAGUGGCGGAGCAUUGGCGGAGGGAGUGGGCGAGUGGUCCCUAGACCAGUGCACGGCGGUGCAUCGGCUGCUGCAGGAAGGCCCUCUUGCUGAUGAGGCGGCUGCGCAAAGAUGGAACGACCGGUGUGCGGAGCGAUUUCCCUACUCGCAGCAUUUCGAGGGCAGCAAGAGCUCCGCGAAAGCACCACCACCGGUGGCUGAUGGUGGUGAUGAGGACGGGGAGGAGGGCAGUGCUGCUGGUGCUGCUGCUGGGGAGAACGGGGUGGUGGAGUAG
Messenger RNA from Closterium sp. Naga37s-1, 2703 nucleotides. NCBI's taxonomy places the organism in Eukaryota, Viridiplantae, Streptophyta, Zygnematophyceae, Desmidiales, Closteriaceae. The record is from the annotation of a GenBank genome assembly.